AUGGUACCAAUUGUAUUUGAUGAAUUAAAUGUAUUCACAUUUCCUCAUAGUCGAAUGAGAAAAUUAUUGCAUUGUUGUACUUCAAAAUUUGGUCAUACUGAUUUUACAAGUUUAAAUGAUUUUGAAAAAUUAUUAAUACGUUUACAACGAAUAUUUAAAGAAUUUAUGGCACAUGAAGAAAUUGAAAAUCAUUUAGUUAUGAAAAAAUUAAAGAAAAAAUUAAAACAAAAUUCUCAAAUUGAUGAUAGUGAACUUAUUUGUGAUUGUCAUAAAGUUGAUCGUUUUACACCAUUAAUGGCUUUAUUUCGUGAUGGUUAUGCAUUUAUAAGACGAGGAAAUGCUGAUAGAAUGUCUUAUGGUGUUAAAUUGCAUAAAGCAAUGAACAAUUUUUAUAAAGAUUUUGUACCACAUAUGAACGAAGAAGAAAACGAUAUUCAACCAUUACUUUCAAAAUAUUUUACUGAAAUGGAAAUAAAAAUGAUGCGAACUCAAGUUAUUAAAAUGACUUUACAAAAACGAGAAAAUUCUACAAUUGAUAUUAUUUAUCCAAUUGAACGACCACUUAAAAUUUAUGUUAUUUCAUAUGAACCAUUUACAUCAAUUAAUAGUUUAUCAGAUCAUACUUUACAAUAUAUUAUGAAAUAUUUAAAUGAUCGACAAUUAAAACAAUCUUGUCUUAUUGUUAAUAAACAAUGGAAUCAAUGUGCAUUAAAAGUUCUUAGAGAUCGUUCACCAAUAUCACAACUUCCUGAUGAAAUAUUCUUACGUUUAUUUAAAUAUUAUUUAAAUCCAUAUGAUUUAUUUAAUUGUUGUAUUCUUGUUAAUAAAAAAUGGAAAUAUAUUAUCACAGAUAAAACUAUUUGGAAUAUUGUUAAUCCUAUUAAUUGGGCAAGAGGUCAAUGGAAUUCAAAUAUUCCAUUAGAAGAAACAAAUAUUGAUCAACAUCAUUAUGAUUUAUUUAAAACGAACGAAACUCGAAUAAUAUCUGGUUUUGUUAAAUAUUUUUUACCUGAAUAUGGAUCUUCAAUUGAAAAUUUAAUUCUACAUGGAAGUAUAACAAUUAACGAUAAUAUAGCACGAAAAAUCUUUGAUUCAUGUCCAAAUUUAAAACAUCUCAAUGUCGGAAUGACUAAAUUAACACCAAAAGCAUUUCUACAUUUUCGAUGGAUAAAUUCAUUAGAAAGUUUAAUAGUCGAAGGAUGUGAAUUAAUGGAUGAUUAUUUAUUUAUAAAUCUAAUAUCAUCAUGUAUUUUAUUGGAAUAUAAUGAUUUAUUUAUAAUUGAAGAUACACAUCAAUGUUUAGUAGAUAAAAUAUCAUAUGAAAAAAAUUCUUUAAAUCAAUUAUCAUUAUGUCAACAAUGUUCUCAUUUAUAUAAAAAUAUUUCAAAUAAAUUUAAAUUAAAAAUUCUUAAUUUAUCUGGUUGUUAUCAAAUAACUGAUUAUGGUUUAAAUUUAUUAAUAAAUAAUGGUAUAACUGAAUAUUUAACAUAUGUUGAUUUAUCUGGUUGUAUAAGAAUAAGUUGUGAUUGUUUAUCAUUAUUAGUAAGUUCAUCAUCAAAUUUAAAAUCCGAACGUAUUUAUUUUUGUGAUAAUAUAUCAUUAUCUUUAUUAUCAACAGCUAAUUGUUGUCAAAAUGUUGAUAAUAAUUUUGGACGGUUUUGUUGUCGUUCAACAUAUUAA
Rotaria sordida is the source of this 1680-nucleotide messenger RNA. The record is from the annotation of a GenBank genome assembly. Lineage: Eukaryota; Metazoa; Rotifera; Eurotatoria; Philodinida; Philodinidae.